Molecule: messenger RNA, 2840 nt
Organism: Stegostoma tigrinum
Lineage: Eukaryota; Metazoa; Chordata; Chondrichthyes; Orectolobiformes; Stegostomatidae
Product: cyclic nucleotide-gated cation channel beta-3-like
Exons: 18
Coding region: 47-2248 (733 amino acids)
Biological process (GO): monoatomic cation transmembrane transport
Cellular component (GO): photoreceptor outer segment; plasma membrane; intracellular cyclic nucleotide activated cation channel complex
Molecular function (GO): intracellularly cGMP-activated cation channel activity; cGMP binding; protein-containing complex binding
Source: RefSeq, a predicted model, not a curated record
UGCCGUUAGAUUGUUUCUGCUGGUGUUGCUAAAGCAUCACCACAAAAUGUUUCGUAAAACAUGGGCUAGAAAAGUAACACCAAAACAGGAUGAGCUGGAAAGUAUUAAAAAGGCUACAACUCAGCAAGAAAACCAAAAAUCAAAGGAACAGGAAAUUAAAACAAGUGAAAAUGAUUCCUGGAAGGCUGAGGGAAAAGAUGCAGUGUUCAAACCAGCUUCCACGAAUGCUCAGUAUAACCAAGCAGCAAUGCCCCAGCCUCCUCCUUGUUGGAAUAGUACUAAAGAACCAAAGUCCCAAACAGCAGAUGAAACUGUCUCCAAACAGGGAGUUGAAUCAAGCUUAGAAACAGAACCUGCAUCAAUGGAAAAUGAAGUUGGAUUUCACAUCUCAUCCUCUAGUGAAUCUGAGCAACAACGAUCAAUAUUUCUCAGUCAUGUAGCUGAUGCACAACUCCAAAGCUUAGUGUCACGCAUGCGGGAAAGAACAUCAUUGUACAAAGAACAGUUGAUUGGCCAGGAUGGCUCUUCAUCAGAAGAAACUCCACCAGCUUUUCCAACCAAGAAAGUUCCUGCACCAAAAGAUGAUGAAAAAGAAGAGCAAGAAAUUAGUCUUAGUGAGACCAAAUCUGAGGAGGAACGUUACUGUGACAUGAAAUGCUGUGAAUUCAAGAGACCUCCAAUUAAAGAAAUCAUACACAAGUUAAGAAUCCCCGAAAGCAUUGAAAACUCAGAUCGGUUUUACAUUUUGUGGUUGUUUUUGGUGGGACUAGCUUGGAACUGGAGUUGCUGGUUUAUUCCUGUGCGCUGGGCUUUCAACUUCCAGACACCAGACACUCUACCCUAUUGGUUAACUAUGGAUUAUAUAUGUGAUUUCAUCUACCUACUCGAUAUGUCAAUAUUCCAGACCCGACUGCAGUUCAUUCAACACGGAGACAUAAUAAGUAAUAAAGAAGAAAUAAAAAAGAAUUAUGUGCAAUCAUUAAGAUUCAAGCUUGAUCUGGCAUCAGUAAUUCCAUUUGAUUUAUUCUACUUGGUGUUUGAUUGCAAUCCCCUGUUUCGACUGAAUCGUUUACUUAAGUAUUUAGCAUUCUUUGAAUUUAAUUAUCGAUUGGAGGCUAUAAUGGAAAAAGCCUACAUCUAUAGAGUUGCACGAACAACAGGAUACCUGCUUUACCUCCUGCAUCUAAAUGCUUGUAUUUAUUACUGGGCAUCGGUGUACGAAGGUAUUAGCAGCACCAAAUGGGUCUACAAUGGCAAAGGAAAUAGGUACCUGAGAUGUUACUAUUGGGCAAUCCGCUCUUUGAUCACUAUUGGUGGUAUUUCUGAACCAGUCACUCUCUUUGAAAUAAUCUUUCAGGGCUGCAAUUAUUUCAUAGGUGUCUUUGUUUUCUCCAGCUUACUUGGUCAGAUGCGAGAUAUCAUUGGCAAAGCCACUGCAAAUCUAAAUUAUUACCAAAAUUCAAUUGACAACACAAUGAAUUAUAUGAAUGCAUAUUCAGUUUCAAAAUAUGUGCAAAAUCGUGUGCGUAAGUGGUAUGAACAUACUUGGGAAUCACAAGGCCAGCUGGCGUCAGCUGAGUUAUUGGAAAGUAUGCCAGUAAAAAUGCAGCUAUCAAUUGCUAUUGAUCAGAACUAUGCAAUAGUCAGCAAAGUUGACCUGUUUAAGGAGUGUGACAAACAAAUGGCAUAUGACAUCCUGCUCAAGCUAAAAUCAGUUGUGUAUUUGCCGGGUGAUUUUGUAUAUAAGAAGGGAGAUGUAGGCAGAGAAAUGUACAUCAUCAAGUCAGGACAAGUCCAGGUGCUCGGUGGACCUGAUGACAAUAAGGCUUCGGUUACUUUGAAAGCUGGGUCUGUAUUUGGAGAAAUCAGUCUGCUAGCAGGAGUUGGAGGGAAUCGACGCACUGCUAAUGUGAUUGCAAGUGGAUUUACAAACUUAUUUAUUUUGGACAAGAAGACUCUGAAUGAAAUUCUGGUGAAUUAUCCAGAUUCACAGAAGGUUCUUAAAAGAAAGGCUAGAAAAUUAUUUCCUGUUGAAAAAGACAAGAAGGGUCAAGACAAAAAUGAUGCUGCUAAAGGGUCAAUAUUCCUAAUAGAUCCCAAGCAAAAUACACCAAAAUUGUUUAAUGUACUGAAGCUUGCAGUAAAAAAGAAAGGAUUGACUCUACUUACCAGGUUCUUGAAAACUGAAAGGAAGAACAGCAAAACAGUUUCCGAGCUCCAUCCGCUACAGCCACAAAAGGAAAACUAGAAAUGUAUCAUUUACAUUUGGAGCUGGCAUUUUCGGGCCAAACAGAGAACAUGGACAGCCCAUUUCAGCAAGUUCCAAUGUAAGCAGCCACUGUAUAACAGUCCAAUACAUCAAGACAAAUAAUUCAUAAAUCCCUAGUCAUUCCAGUGACUUCUUUCCCCAGAAUAACUGAAAGGAACUUUAUGUUGAAGUCGAAUCAAGUAAGUUAAAUAAAUAAUUUUUGACCUUUGAGAAAUCCACAAGACUUGGGAAUUUUCCUAUUUCUGUUUAUUUAGGUUUUUUUUAUUGGCUAGAUCUGAGUUAGUCACUUCCACAUUUUUACUAUUAAAGCAGAUAUAAGGAUGAUACCACAUUCCCAGAAGGGAGCUAAGCUAGUAGGAAUUCUGUCAGAUGUUGGCUUACAAACUGGGGUCCCAACUGUCUAAUUAACACUGACACAAAUGCAACAAUGGACCACAAAUCAUCUCUGUAUAUUCUUGCUAAAAUUCAAGCUAUUGCCAUGGUAUCAAUUCAGUGAAUGUCAUCUGUUUUUAUUCUUUAAUAAUACACAUAUUGAAAUUGUACCAUGGAGAAACUGUGUCUCACACAUCUG